Messenger RNA from Didymella exigua CBS 183.55, 1227 nucleotides. RefSeq lists its product as uncharacterized. The transcript has 5 exons. The coding region runs from base 1 to 1227 and encodes 408 amino acids. NCBI's taxonomy places the organism in Eukaryota, Fungi, Ascomycota, Dothideomycetes, Pleosporales, Didymellaceae. The record is from RefSeq and is a predicted model, not a curated record.
AUGACGGCCGAAGGUCCGGACCAGAUAUGGUUCCUCGUUGCUGCGAUUGUUUGCAUUGCAAUCCCGGGGCUCUUCCUGAUGUUGCGAGUAUAUACGAGACUUGUGAUCGUACGAUGCUUGGAGCCCGCGGAUUACUUCUUGUUCCUAGCUUUUCCUUUGAUCGUGACUGAAAUCGCGGUGGGAUAUCACAUGGUGACAUGGGGUGCAGGAGUGCAUCAAUGGCAGAUCACCCUGGACCAAUUGUUCAACCAGCUUUAUAUCAUCUACUGCCCGCUAAGCUUUGCCGUCAAGAUGGCCAUCCUCAUGCAGUACCUCCGACUGUUUGCGCCUUUACGUAGCGACAACAAGUUCAUGUGGUAUGGGGCGUGGGCAACAAUUGUCGCAACGUUCGUUGUCUACACCUUCUUCACGUUUUGGACGAUGUUUUACUGCAAGCCUCGACGGAUGAUAUGGGAUAAGCUCACGCCAGGCGGAAAAUGCCAUGAUGUGAACCACAUCAUCCUGAGCCAGGGCGCCUUCAACAUGGCGUCCGAUUUUGUAAUUCUCUUCUUGCCUACCUUAUCGCUGUGGCAAUUGAACGUGCCGCUGGCUCGUAAGGUGUUCAUCACAUCGCUCUUUGCAACCGGGCUUAUAGCAUGUAUUGCUUCGGCGAUGCGCAUUUGGUUCACCCUCAACAUUUCCGCCUCCCUAGCUGAGGCUGACGUGUCUUGGAACGGCCUCUUUAUUGGAAUUUGGACAGCACUCGAAGUGUCUCUUGUCUUUGUCGUGGCAUGCACACUCUGUCUGCCGAAGCUAAUUCAAGCGAAGGGCAAGAAGUUUCGAGUAGCGUUGUCGUACGUCUCUACCCCUUUCUCUGCCAUACUAGGCAUUGUCCGAAGGAAGACAGGGCAUAUAGAACUCGAGCCAAGCACCCCACAGAGUGUAGGGCAACAUGUACGAAACUCCUCCUGGGAAGACAUCGAGCUUGAUGAUAAUAGCCCAAAAUCUUCCGAGGGGUGGGAGUAUACGCGCUGGCAAGAAGAGGUCGAUGCUCGUUCAAAUUGUACAUCAAGACCGCUUGACCGACCAUCCAGUGCUGCAAGUAGAAGCAGCCACUCGCAUCGAAGCGCCCAGAGACACUCGAAUCACUUCCUGGAUGGGUCCCAGCAGCAGUCGCUCCACACUCCAGAGCUCUCGAAGCAGCAGCAACCGUGGAAGACUGCCUACAGCAAAGGGUACGCACUGUGA